CAGUGAUGUUCAGGGCAUCCACGGAGCUUGAACCACAUAACAUCCCCGAACACAUCCCUCAUAUUUACCCGAAGAGCAAUCCGUGCGUUUGGUCACGGCUUACAGCAAAGGAUAUUCGAUCUAUUUACACAUUCUCUCUAUAAUGUCUAGAUUUCACACGUUCCAGGAGCGUUAAAUAUAUUUCAAAAUACGACGUUUUUACCGCACUUUCAUGUUUUUUUUAAUUUAUUUUUUAUUGUUGUUGUCAUGGAACAAAGAAGAGGAAACGCGCGGAGGGUGCGACGUUUUUGCUUCGCGCUUUUAUUUGCCUUAAGCGAAUUAUUGAGCGGAGGUUUUGCACAGCUCAGAUACUCUAUAUCCGAGGAGGUUCAAGACGGAACUUUUGUCGGAAAUAUUGCUAAGGAUCUGGGACUGGAUAAGACCGUGCUGAAAGACAGGGGAUAUCGCAUUGUGGCCGGCUCAACCGAGCCCCUGUUUCAGGUAAACGAAAACGACGGCAUCCUUUAUGUGAAAAGGAAAAUCGACAGAGAAGAGGCGUGCGAGCGGAUCAGUCCUUGCUUAAUCAAUCUAAAAACGGUGCUAGAAAACCCCCUUGAGAUCCACUACGUGUCAGUGGAAAUCCUCGAUGUGAACGAUCACUCGCCCGUUUUUCCAGAGAAGGAGAAAAGGAUUGAAAUUUCCGAGUCGGCUCUACCGGGGGCCAGGUUUCAGCUGCAGGCAGCCCGCGAUCCUGAUGUGGGCCAGUUCACCAUUCAGCAGUACAAGAUCAGCCAUAACGAGCAUUUCAGGAUAGAAGUCAAAGACCGAGGCGAGGAUCGUAAGGUGCCAUUUUUAGUCCUGCAGAAGCAGCUGGACAGAGAAAUGGCUGGUAGACACAAGCUGCGUCUAACCGCGGUGGAUGGAGGCAAGCCAGCCAAGUCUGGAGAUGUUGAAAUUAUAGUGGAGGUUCUUGAUGUUAAUGACAAUUCUCCGGUGUUCACCAAAGAGACUUAUUCUACUACAAUUGAUGAAAACAUUCCGACUGGUACUGUAGUAAUUCAAGUGAAUGCUACGGAUUUGGAUCAGGGUGCUAACAGUGAAAUUAUAUAUUCAUUUGGCAACGAAGUAGACUCAAAGUUAAAGGAGCUUUUUAGUAUAGAUGAAAACACAGGUGAAAUUAAAGUGACAGGUCAGAUAGAUUAUGAGAAAAGCAAAGUUUAUGAAAUUGACAUUCAGGCUUCUGAUAAGGGACCAGUUCCUCUUACAAGAGACAAAAGUGUUAUGAUAAGUGUCGCUGAUGUCAACGACAAUCCACCUGAAAUAGAAGUGACGUCAUUUUCUAGCUUAAUAAGGGAAGAUUCAAAGAUAGGAACUACAGUCGCUCUUAUCAGUGUAAAGGAUUUGGACUCAGGGAUAAACGGUAAAGUAAUCUGCACAAUCAAAGAAGAAGUCCCUUUUUCUUUAACUCCAUCCCUACAAGAAAAUAUGUAUGCAGUUGUGACAAAGUCACAUCUUGAUAGAGAAUUUAUUCCUCAAUAUGAAUUUACCAUUAGCGCAAAAGAUGCUGGUGACCCACCAUUUUUAACUGAGAAGACUAUGAGAGUCGCUGUAUCUGAUGUAAAUGACAACGUGCCGGAUUUUUUAUCAAGUCCCUACACAUUUUACAUUACAGAGAACAAUAGUCCAGGAGCCUCUAUAUUUUCAGUAAAAGCGAUUGAUCAGGAUGAUGGUGAUAAUGCGCUUAUUUCAUAUUAUAUUUUAAGGGAUAAUGGAAAAAAUAAUAAACUGACGUCGUUUCUCAACAUAAACGCUGAAAAUGGAAUUGUUGUAGCGCUGAAAAGUUUUGACUUUGAAACGCUGAAGACGUUCCAGUUCCAAGUUGUGGCCUCAGAUUCUGGGACUCCGUCCCUGAGCAGCAACGUGACAGUGAACGUGUUCAUCCUGGACCAGAACGACAACGCUCCAGUCAUCCUGUAUCCAGUCAGCUCCAACGGUUCUGCUGAAGGUGUGGAGGAGAUUCCCCGCAAUGUGAACGCAGGACACUUGGUGACCAAAGUCAGAGCCUAUGACGCUGAUAUAGGAUAUAACGGCUGGUUGCUGUUUUCCCUGCAGGAAGUUACUGACCACAGCCUCUUUGGUUUGGACCGCUACACAGGACAGAUCAGAACCCUUCGCUCAUUCACAGAGACAGACGAGGCUGAGCAUAAACUGGUCAUCCUGGUCAAAGACAACGGCAACGUUUCCCUCUCAGCAACAGCUACUGUGAUUGUCAAGCUGGUGGAGCCCAAAGAGGCUUUUGCAGCUUCUGAUGUUAAAAGUGCAGCAAAGGAUGAUGAGGAUACUAAUGUGACUUUUUACCUGAUGAUCACUCUGGGCUCAGUUUCAGUUCUGUUCAUCAUCAGCAUCAUCGUGCUGAUUGCAAUGCAGUGCUCCAAAUCCCCAGACUAUACUUCUAAAUAUCUCCAAGAGACUAAUUAUGAUGGGACCCUGUGUCACAGCAUCCAGUACAGAUCUGGAGACAAACGAUACAUGUUGGUUGGACCCAGGAUGAGCAUAGGAUCUACUAUAGUACCUGGAAGUCAUGCAAACACACUAGUGCUCCCUGACAGGAGGAGGACUUCUGAGGAGGUAAGCUAUAACAUAUUUUUAGAAUUUUGCUUAAAAGUAUCUGGAAGAUAGAAUUGAAUGCAAAUG
Molecule: messenger RNA, 2673 nt
Organism: Fundulus heteroclitus (mummichog)
Lineage: Eukaryota; Metazoa; Chordata; Actinopteri; Cyprinodontiformes; Fundulidae
Product: protocadherin alpha-8
Biological process (GO): homophilic cell-cell adhesion
Cellular component (GO): plasma membrane
Molecular function (GO): calcium ion binding
Source: RefSeq, a predicted model, not a curated record